Exophiala oligosperma is the source of this 1227-nucleotide messenger RNA. RefSeq lists its product as uncharacterized. NCBI's taxonomy places the organism in Eukaryota, Fungi, Ascomycota, Eurotiomycetes, Chaetothyriales, Herpotrichiellaceae. The record is from RefSeq and is a predicted model, not a curated record. The transcript is spliced from 2 exons. Bases 93 to 1103 code for a protein of 336 amino acids. Gene Ontology annotation, cellular component: endoplasmic reticulum. Gene Ontology annotation, molecular function: ketoreductase activity. Gene Ontology annotation, biological process: fatty acid elongation.
AUUUACAGUCAGCACAAAUGCUCCAAUGCCCAACAUUUUUCGCGCUGAUAACCACUGAGUUUCUGGUCUGCAUUUGAACCCGGACAAUAGCCAUGGCGGUUGAUUUGGGACCUCUGGGCCAACAGAGCCUGGCUUCUACAGCGUUGAUAGGCGUGGGCGCCAUCACCAUUGCCUCAAUUGCGUUCACAACAUUCAGGGUGCUUCUAAGCACUUUUGUGCUCCCUGGUAAAUCUCUCUCGAAAUAUGGCCCCAAGGGCUCAUGGGCUGUCGUUACGGGGAGCUCUGAUGGCAUCGGUCGAGAAUAUGCCCUACAGCUAGCUAAGAAGGGCUUCAACCUGAUCCUGGUAUCGAGAACCGCUUCCAAACUCGAGUCCCUCGCCUCCGAAAUCAAGAACUUGUCAGCCAGUGCUGUGGUGGAAAUCCUGGCCAUGGACUUUUCACAAAACCGCGAUGCGGACUACGCGGCUUUGGCUUCUUUGGUGCAAGGGAAAAAAGUAGCAAUACUGAUCAACAAUGUCGGUCAAAGCCACAGCAUACCUGUGCCCUUUACCGAAACGAGCUUAUCUGAGAUGUCAAAUAUUAUCAACAUCAAUUGCAUGGGAACACUACGGGUCACACAAACUGUCCUACCAAGCAUACUGCCACAGAAGAAAGGCCUCAUCUUGACCAUGGGUUCGUUCGGUGGCCUGGCGCCGACUCCGUUGUUGGCUACGUAUUCUGGUUCCAAAGCUUUCUUACAACAAUGGUCAAAUGCAUUGGCUUCUGAGCUCUCGAGCAAAGGGAUUGAUGUGUUCAUGGUGCAUUCCUAUCUUGUUACGUCGGCCAUGUCUAAAAUUCGCCGCGCGAACUGGCAAGUGCCUACAGCAAAAGCUUUUGUCAAAUCAGUGCUGGCAAAGAUUGGUCGCAGAGGUGGAAGCAUUGGCUAUGCGCACAGCGGCACUCCUUACUGGAGUCAUGCCAUAGUAGCAGCCCUUAUCACCGGUGUAUUGGGUCCUAUGAACGGCUUGCUUCUCGAAUUCAACAGGAAAAUGCAUGUUGAUAUCCGGAGAAGAGCCCUCAGGAAGGCAGAACGAGAGGCACAAAAUGGCAAGAAGGAGACGUAGUGACGGAAUAAUGGAAGAAUGUCCAGAGAGCGUGACUGGCCAUUUGUUAGCGCAAGUCAGACGUUUCCGUGUGCCUUUUCACAUUUCAGAUACUGAGUACAAGUAUUGAUGGUGCGGAUGUGAA